GUGUAAGUAGAAAGCAGUUAAAGUGUUAAUAAAAAGUAAUGAUUUGAUGUUUAAAUGAAAUAUUCAAUUGAACAUUUAAAGCAAACCCUGUCGCUGGCCAUUAAUUAAUUUAAACAAAUUAUUUUUUCACACACGCUGCGCGUCGAACAAACUUUUUUUUAUUCCAAAUUUGCAAAUCGAUCCGGCUUGAAUGUCGAAUUUUUUUGCUGCAGCGGAAGAAGUUGAGCGGGGAGAAAAGGAAACACGUAGCCUCUGCUGCUGCGAAUAUAUUGGUCAUGAUAAGAAGCGAUUUCAUAUACUAGGAUGUUGUUGUAAUUGCGAGGAUUUUGAUUUGGUAUGCACAAGAUUUAUCUGUUGCAAAUCCAUUGAGAGGCGCAAUUUAGACAACAUGUUGAUCGCGUUCCAAGAUCGAUUGCGUCUGCCUUGGCGGGGCGGAGCCAAACGCAUCUCGCCCGCUGCUCUGGCUCCAGCUUUAAUUAUCCCCCUCAUGAUUUGCUUGGCUGCACUCAAUUCAAAGACGGCGAUUGUGCUUAUGUUAACGUUGAUUGGCUUCACCUGCUGGGGCUUGCAAGUUGCUGAGGGUACGGCCACAAAGACUAGCUUCUUUCGCAGCUGGAUUGUCUUUUCUGUCUUUUACAUGGUCAUCAUCUUUGAGUCUGCCGUACCGUUGUUGGAACUGCUGCCAGAGGAGAAUUAUCUGUUACUUAGCUUAUCUAUAGGGGCACUUUAUAUGCUUUAUCGUGUACAGAAAUUGGCAUCGCUCGAUCUAGUAACGACCCAGUAUGGAAACACGCCUCGAGAUGAGCUGCCAGGCAUCACGGAAGCCUCUAGUGGGGAGGAGCAGGCCGAACAGCAGGCACACGAAGCAGUCACCCUUAUGGCAGACACUGUGCUGGGUAUUGAAGAUGAUGAGGAUGAGAAUGAAGACGCGAAUCUUAUGCAACACUCUCAGCCGAACAUUUGUGAGAUUUGUCGCAAGGUAACUCCCCGACGUGCCUAUCACUGUGUCAUCUGUGGCAGCUGUGUAAAGCGGCGAUCCCAUCACAGCUUUUGGCUCAACUGUUGCAUUGGCGAACGCAACUAUCGCUGCUAUUUGCUGGCCUUGGUUCUUUCUGAAUGUGCUCUGCUGCUGGGCGCCAAUUUGACAUUGACUGCUGUUUGUCAUCCAUUCUUAGUUGUGCGACUGCUGGGCAUUCCCCUCCUGUUACCCGAUGACUGCAGCGAGGUAUUCGAGGACUUUGAAUUGGGCAUCUCGUUCGUUGUGGCGGCCUAUGCCUUGCUGAUCUCUGGCUAUAUAACUUUUGUUCUACUCCGUCAAUUGUAUUUAUGGUGGCGCGGAACCACACUGCAUGAGUAUAAACGUAUUUCUACUCCAAAUGGGAAUCGGAAUCGUGUUUGGAGCAAUUGGCGCGCAAUUUUAAAGUAAUGAAAAAUCAACUAAAAAAUACCAAAUACUAAACCAAUGCAACAUUUAUACUAAGCUGCAAAAAUUUCAAUGUAUUACUGCUGCUGUCUGA
Messenger RNA from Drosophila hydei, 1517 nucleotides. RefSeq names its product palmitoyltransferase ZDHHC23 (gene GABPI). Lineage: Eukaryota; Metazoa; Arthropoda; Insecta; Diptera; Drosophilidae. Gene Ontology annotation, cellular component: endoplasmic reticulum; Golgi apparatus. The record is from RefSeq and is a predicted model, not a curated record. The transcript is spliced from 3 exons. Gene Ontology annotation, biological process: protein targeting to membrane; peptidyl-L-cysteine S-palmitoylation. The coding region runs from base 191 to 1426 and encodes 411 amino acids. Gene Ontology annotation, molecular function: protein-cysteine S-palmitoyltransferase activity.